GCUCUAGGACCCGCGCGCUGCUCUCGCCGGAGUCUCCCUGCAGACUGGAGUCUCGCGCUGUGGGGAGGUGUAGUGGAGGAGAGGCGAGGCGAGGACACGCUCGUGCUCAUCAAAACACUUUUACCUGUUUUCCGCGGGAUUAAAGUAGCAGCCGAAGCAGCGAGCAAUGCGCCGGAGCCCUCAGUGAUAUCUGUCUCGGCGACCCGUGUGAAGAGGCUUUACGCUGGCCGGAACGAAGGACUCCGCAGAUCUGGAUAGACGGACGGGCUGCUGCUGGAGAGCAUGACGACGGACGUGGUGAUCGUGAAGGAGGGAUGGCUGCACAAGAGAGGAGAGUAUAUAAAGACGUGGAGGCCGCGGUAUUUCUUGCUGAAGAGUGACGGUACGUUUAUCGGCUAUAAGGAGCGUCCGCAGGACGUUGAUCAGCUGGAGACGCCGCUGAACAACUUCUCAGUGGCACAGUGUCAGCUGAUGAAGACGGAACGGCCCAAACCCAACACAUUCAUCAUACGCUGCCUGCAGUGGACCACUGUCAUUGAACGCACCUUCCAUGUGGAGAAGCCCGAGGAACGGGAGGAAUGGACCAAAGCCAUUCAGACUGUGGCCAACAGUCUGAAGAAACAAGAGGAGGAGAUGAUGGACUCUUCACAUGACCACAUGCACAUGGAGACGUGUGUGACCAAACCUCCGCACAAAGUGACUAUGCAUGACUUUGAAUACCUCAAACUCCUGGGAAAAGGCACUUUUGGGAAGGUGAUUCUGGUGAAGGAGAAAGCAACGGGAAAAUAUUACGCCAUGAAAAUCCUCAAGAAAGAAGUGAUUGUAGCUAAAGAUGAAGUGGCUCACACACUCACAGAGAACCGUGUGCUUCAGAACUCCAAACACCCCUUCUUGACGGCUCUGAAAUACUCCUUCCAAACCCACGACCGUUUGUGUUUCGUCAUGGAGUACGCCAACGGAGGAGAGCUCUUCUUCCACUUGUCACGGGAUCGGGUUUUCUCAGAGGACCGAGCGCGCUUCUACGGGGCGGAGAUCGUGUCUGCGCUGGACUACCUGCAUUCAGAGCGAAACGUGGUCUACAGGGACCUGAAGCUGGAAAACCUGAUGCUGGAUAAAGACGGUCACAUAAAGAUCACUGACUUCGGCUUGUGUAAGGAGGGCAUCACAGACGGAGCCACUAUGAAGACCUUCUGUGGGACUCCAGAGUAUCUGGCCCCUGAGGUGCUGGAGGACAAUGACUACGGCCGUGCAGUGGACUGGUGGGGUUUGGGAGUGGUGAUGUAUGAGAUGAUGUGUGGCCGUCUGCCCUUCUAUAACCAGGAUCACGAGCGUCUGUUUGAGCUCAUCCUGAUGGAGGACAUCCGCUUCCCUCGCACACUCGCUCCGGAGGGAAAAUCGCUGCUGUCCGGCCUGCUCAAGAAAGACCCCAAGCAACGGUUAGGUGGUGGUCCUGAUGAUGCUAAAGAGAUAAUGCAGCACAAAUUCUUCACUGGAAUUGAGUGGCAAGAUGUUUACGAGAAGAAGCUGAUUCCUCCGUUCAAACCACAAGUGUCCUCAGAAACAGACACCAGAUAUUUUGAUGAAGAGUUCACAGGACAGACCAUCACCAUCACACCACCUGGACAAGAGGAUGGUAUGGAGCCGUUCGACAGCGAGAGGAGGCCACAUUUCCCACAGUUCUCCUACUCCGCCAGUGGAAUGGCAUGAAAGCGUCCCGAUAUCUGCCUCUGCUCCAGCAUUUCCAACACUUUAGGUAGACGUUUCCCCUUCCUCUGACGGACGCAGCAUCACACGAGCUUCACAGAAGCUGCUCUGAGAUCAGCGUGAAGGGAGAUGUUUACCAGCACGUCUGGAUCUGUGAUGUUUGUCCUGAAACUAGUUUCUCUUUGCUUCUGUGGCCUUUGAUUUCAUGAUGUUUUCUGAGGAUAUGAGAGGGAACACUGAAACAUGUUUCCACUCGAACUGCCAAAUUAAUGUCCAUUAAUAUAGCAUUGAAAGAAAUGGAUUGUACAGCACAUCUUUAGUCUAGUAUUGAAGUAUUAAAACUAACCUCAUGCCAAAUAUUAUUUUAUUUCCAUUCAAAAACACCAUUUAUAUGAAUCGACCAAUUGAAAUGAAUGAAAAAGCAGCUUGUAUAAAUGUAUAGACUGAAUUGAACUGUGUCUCGACCCCUAAAGAAUUUUUGGUCUAAAUUUCACUUGCAUGGAAUGUGCAAUAUAGUAGAAAUGUAGAUAAAUUAUUAUUUUAUUUCAUUUUUUUAAUUACUUAUUAAAAUGACUGAAUUCCACAAAACUAGAAAUUAACUUAUUAAAAACCACCACCAUCAAUAUAGCAAAGGAGUGAAAUCUGAACAUGUCUGGAUCAUAUUUCAAAUCCUAAAAUCAAAAGCGAGAAAUAAACAAUUAUAUUUUUCUUUAAGAAAAUAAAGCCUGAGUUUAGGGCCAAAAAUGACGGUAUUAAGGCCCGUUCACACCAAGAACGAUACCUACGCCGUAGACGGGACGCGUCAAAAUAUAUUUGCGUUCAGCUCCAACGAACGAUAACGGUCUGUUUUUUGUAAGCUCACACGCUGCGGUUUUAAAGUGUGUACAACAUGUUUUUGCUGAUAUUGUUGCACUUACACGGCUUUAAUCAGCAGAUGUCCUCAGCGUGAUAUGUUUCGAGUGAAUAGCUAGCGUAAUCGAUCUAAUCUAACAGUGACGAAAUCAAUAUAGUGGAAUCAAAACAACGCCUUUCACUGCAUCUUUUUCACUGCAACUUCAAAGGAAGCAAGACAAUGCUGUAGUUAAAAUUAGCGCUGGAUACCUGAGGUAAUUUUAUAUUACACUGUUUGCUAGCCUAGCAUUAUGAUCUCAUUUUUUGAGUUGUCAAACCGCGGUGGUUUUUCACUUUUCCACAAUAUCGUCCGCCAUUUUAAAUUCGCGAGACGUUGAAUUAGAAUGGAUUCUGAUUGGCUGUCAGUGUUUUAUCGUUCAACCGUUCUGAAAGUGAUCCCAAUGAUCGUUAUCAUUAUAGCUGUGGUGUGGACAGUGCCAUUCUUUUAUAUUUAGAACGAUUUUUAGAACUAUAUCUUUAUCGUUAUCUUUAUAGUUAUCGUUCUUGGUGUGAACGGGCCUUUACGAUUCAAAUGUAUCCAUGAGAAUGAGGAAUUAUACAAUUUAAAUGUGUCACCAAAAUAAUUCUUAAUUUAUUAUAUGAUGCAAUUUUAUACAAUUGAAUCAUUACAAUAUCUGUUUGAUGAUAAAUAAAUUAUUUUGUGUUUCAUAACUGUUUUACCAUAUAAAUACUGCAUAAAAGCCAUUACUUAGACACAAUACAUUUCAAAUGUUAUAGAGGAUGUUACUGGGGCAUGUUGUCACAAAAGGUCAACGCAGAAAUUGGCUAUAAAAAUUAAUCCAUCCUGAAAAAUGUAUGAUUUAAAUCCUAUAAUUUCUUCUUUUAUGUGAGCCUGACAUGUUUUGAUGGGUUUCAGUGUCUCGUAUUAAGGAGCUUUUUGUAUUCUCCAUCUCAUCAAUCCUCUUCCUGUUUUAUUUUCUGUGUUUUCCAUGUUCUGUUGCGUGUGUUUUUAUCCCAGUGUGUUGCACAGCCUCGGCGAGGUACUUUAGCGACUGAUGAACAAUUACAAUCCAAGGGACCAUCUAAACCUUCUAACUGUUUAAAAUGACUUUGUGUUUUAGCUUGGAUUCGUUUAUUAGUUAAAUAUUAACAACUAGAAAGGACUUAUGUGAUUUACUGUGUGCUCCACACACACACACCAUGCAAAACAGAUUCAUUUUGUGCAUUAAAAGUGUAUUGUACAACUUAUUUAAAGCAACAUUUCUACACAUUGGUGUAAAUAUAACGAAACUGUUUUGAAGCACUUGUGAUUUAACUCACAACCACACGUGUGAGAAUCUGUUGGCUGGUUAUGUGUGUUUUAAACAUUAUUAUUAUUAUUAUUAUUGUGAAAUGCUCUGAUCAUUGUUGAUGGUAUGUGUAAUAAUCACACACACAGAUGUUGGUCAGCAUACGUAAAUGAAUGUAAAGGCCUUUCCUCUCUUUUCACCUUAUUACCUUAUUAUAUAUAUGCAAAACAAUUGUUUCCUAUUUUUUUAGAUCUGAUGUUUCAUAUGAAUUAUGCUUUUUCAUACAGUCCUCUGAUCUUUUUUUUAAAUGGGAAGAUAUUUUACUUUUAUAUCCUUUAAUUUUGUUGUCUUUUUUAAUACGUAAACUAAAGAACACCAGCUUUAGGAUACAAAUAAUAAUUUGUAUACAUUGUUCAGCUGUUUUUAUGAUUUAGACUUUUUUUCCAUUGAAUUGAUCAAAUAAACUUUUGGCUAAAUUGUA
Messenger RNA from Ctenopharyngodon idella (grass carp), 4326 nucleotides. RefSeq names its product v-akt murine thymoma viral oncogene homolog 1 (gene akt1). Bases 283 to 1707 code for a protein of 474 amino acids. The record is from RefSeq and is a predicted model, not a curated record. The transcript is spliced from 14 exons. Gene Ontology annotation, biological process: protein phosphorylation. Gene Ontology annotation, molecular function: protein serine/threonine kinase activity; ATP binding. NCBI's taxonomy places the organism in Eukaryota, Metazoa, Chordata, Actinopteri, Cypriniformes, Xenocyprididae.